This is a messenger RNA of Polypterus senegalus (gray bichir), 3765 nucleotides long. RefSeq names its product ATPase H+ transporting accessory protein 1a (gene atp6ap1a). The transcript is spliced from 10 exons. Lineage: Eukaryota; Metazoa; Chordata; Cladistia; Polypteriformes; Polypteridae. Gene Ontology annotation, cellular component: proton-transporting V-type ATPase complex. The record is from RefSeq and is a predicted model, not a curated record. The coding region runs from base 44 to 1450 and encodes 468 amino acids.
AUCCGUAUUGAGGAAGAUAGUCACUGCAGGGGAGAAACUGAAGAUGGCGAAAAUGGAGCUGGGAUGUCACUUGGGGAUGGGUUUAUUUAGCCUUUUAUUUGGACUCUUUGGUUUGAGCUGUUGUACUGAUCAAGUUCCCGUACUUAUCUGGUCCACAGAAAGCUCGCUGUGGCAAUCACAAGACACCCCUAGUGUGGGACAUGUGGUGUCCGGCUCCCAGCUUCUUUCUUACCUGAACUGUGCAUUCAAUAAUGGGCCACACAGUGUGCUACUGUUCCUACAAGACAAGCUGAGCCUUGAUGACUUUACAGUGUACGGAGGGGCAUUUGGAAAUCAACAAGACAAUGCAUUUCCCAACCUAGAGAAUGCUUUAGAGUCCGCACUGUCCACACUUGUUUUACCAUCAGUGGAUUGGCAAGCAUCAAGUGCUUUGCCAGCCUUGCUACAGGAGAAGUUGGCUACCAGCCCUCUUUAUAUCGAGCCAUCAACCCUAAGUCAGCUGCGACUUAAUGAAACUAUUGCAUCUCUACUAGUGCUUCGUCUUCCUUAUAGUACAAGCAUGCAUCUGAUGUCUGCACGAGAUGUUCUUCAUGGAAAUGAUGAUGUCAUUGGUCAGGUAUUGAAUAUAAUGAAAAGCCAGACUGUUCCAUAUACAGCCAUCUUUACUGCCCCAAGGCCUUCAAGGGUGAUACGAGAAGUGUCUUUGGCCUUUGAGAAUAUUGGCCGUUCACUUCUGCAGGCACCAGUAAAACCUACUCCUGCCCCUUACCCUCCAGUAAUGUUUAACAGAACUUCAUCAGAACCAUGCAUCUUGCUUUGGGCGAAAGGCCUGAACUUAACCUAUAACGAAAAUACUCCGUCAGAGGCCCGUCUCGAUCUUACUAAUCGAACAUUUGGUUCAGGUGCCAGUGUGUCACUUGAUGGCUCUUCAUGUAAUCAGUCACUUGCCAGGCUUGUCCUUAACUAUGGAAACAUUGCAAACUUCAGUCGUUUCAAACUUACGUUUGUAAUGAGUAGCUCCUAUUCUGAAGUCUCUGCUCGAGAAUGGUUCAAGCUGCAGUACGUGGAAAUUGACUACAACGGGACAGUAGCUACCUUCAACGGGAGUGAGCAGAUCUAUGCUCCACGAAACUACUCUUUUCAUUGUGAAUCAAUUACAAGCAAAUGGAACCCCUUACUGGUACCCUUUAAUAACACAAACCCAGCUACACAGUGGACAUUCUCUUUCUCUGAAUUUCAGAUUCAAGGUUUCAAUGUAACAGGAGUGAACUUCUCAUAUGCAAGUGACUGUGCCACCUUCUUUACCCCUGGAAUCUGGAUGGGUCUUGUCACCACUCUACUGAUGACUCUUAUUCUUACAUACGGUCUCCAUAUGAUCAUGCAUCUCAAGACUAUGGACCGGUUUGAUGACCCUAAAGGACCUUCCAUCUCUGUGCCUCAGAAUGAGUAACGUUAGUUCCUUUUGCCUUCACAUUUUUCAAGUGGCACAUAGCAGUGGAAAGUCAAUCUUAAAUCUUUUCAUUCUUCAAUGCCCACUUUUUCUUUUUUUGUUGACCCUAAAACAGAUUUUUUUUCUAAUUUUAUUACUUUAUUUAGAAGUUAUAAUUUGCCAUUCCUUACCCAUCUUUAUUUCAAUUAUUACAUUAAACCUUGUUGUGUCAAAUGGCAAACAAAAAUACAACGGAAGAUUUUAGAUUAUUUCUGUAUCUUUGAUAACAAGACAGUCACUGGUUAGUGUAUCGUAAUUAAUACCAUUUGUCACACAGACUUAAUUUAUUAGCUGCUAUUUGAACAUUGCAGGUUAUAAUUUUAAGUAUUAUUUGAAGUUGGUUAGCAGCUGCAUUGAUGGCCACUUUGAGAGUGGUUGCCUAGAACAUUAGACACCUUAGUGAAAGAUUGCAUCUUACCUGGCUGCCCAUAAGUAACCCUAAUUGUCCAUGUCUUUUUAAAAUUUGGCACAAAUGUGUUGCUUAUUUGACCUGUUUGUUAUAGAGUGUGUAUGUGUGUGUGUAUAUAUAGAUAUGUAUACAAAACAAGAUUAACAGGGAAAGCAACAGUUACUUUACUGCAUUCCAAUCUUCCAAUAUUAGAUUUGCUCAAAGCAGCACUCUUGUAUUUUUGUCUGCUGUUUGUUGCACAUAAUUAAUUAUACAAUAAUUAGAGUUUGGUAUGUACACACAGAAGGAUGUAAUAUGUUUUUAUUUUUUUUAAACAGAAGUCUGUGAGAUAAAUUUGAUUUAAUUCAAGAUAUUUGAAUUAUUUCCAUAUUUUCAAGUUUAAAAAUUACAGCAGUUUUCAGCCACCAUUUCCACUCUCUAACAACGUGCAAUAGGAUCCUCAGAUUAGUUGUGUUUUUUGAUUCAACCACCCAGAAUCAAAAUGUAAAUUGUUUUAAUAAGAAUAUCUGUAACUGUUCUAGAUUUAGAUACUGGUAAUGCCUGUGCCCCGAAAGUUUAGAUUUACAUUUUCAGACGUGUUUUAUGUGAAAUGUGAGAUUCAUCCAUGUCUGUGUUUUUUCUGCACUAUGUGAAACUAAUGCAAUGUUUUGAGGUGAAAUCUCAGUAGUUCGCCUUGCUUAGGUUUGGCAUCACUGUACAUCAGAAACGUUUACAGGGGUAUUCCAGAGUUGGCAGUGUCUCACAAAUUGAGUUUUUGAGAAGAAAGAAGUUUCUCACAUUAUUGAUGUUUUUGAAAUGUCUUAGAUUAUGUAAUACUAUAUUAUUAAAGACUAGCUUUGGAGCUUCACAUCUUUCUUAAAAUUGUGAGAACUUCAUUGAAACUUGCACAUCAAGUACACAGUAGUUUCUAUGUUCACUAAAUCCCAUGUUACAUAAUUAUCAGACUUGUUAUAAUGAUGUCUGACUGCAAGAACUGCAACUAAGCAAGGAUUUUCUUUCUGCUUUACAUAAGUUGAUGAAGUUUCUUUCAAUUUAUAUUCUUAGUUACGUUUCUAAGCAUUUUGUGCCAUCAAAGGACUUGGACUUGCUUCCAUGUCACUACUCCAGCGUCUGUCUCAUUUCAGUAGGUGCUGCAGUGGUAAUGAAUUCCUUUAGAAAUAUCCAGAGGCACAACACCAUAACUUCAACUAUGGAAUUGUUUUCUUCUUCCUGGUCUGAACCUGAGCUUUAAUUCAUACGCAGUAUUCUAUGAUUGCUAAAACAAAAAGCAGACAUGAGUCAAGUGUGUUUAUUGCAUCAGUUUCUAAGUCUUUCUACCUUUACUAAUGUAGACCACCUGUAUGAUAAAAUAUUGAAUUCAGUCAAGUGUUAGGACUUAAAAGGAAAUAUAUGUAUAUAAAGAAAUUAUAAAAGCAGAGUAAAGUUGUGCAUUAAGCGCUUCUAUUUAUUUGUGAUAGUCCUGUGUUUUUCGGACUGUGUUUGUGUUAUACUUGGUGUUACUGAGAUUUCUUGUGAAUUAUCCUACUUGCGGAAGCCUUUACAGCCCUGAAUCUUAAUCACAUGAGGACUUGGCAAGUUCCUUUCAUUUGCUGCUUCCCAGAUGUUGUUAAAUAACCACUUCUUCUGUUUUACACUUUGGAUUAAUUCACCAAUUGAGCAAAUAAAUAUAGUAUUUAUUUUUUAUGGUAUUAAUUUGUUUUAAACUGGAAGGGUUUAUUUUGUGAUGGGCAAUUAUCCCCAAAAAAUGGGCUGGAAAGGUUUUAAGGUAAAUUAUAUUCACUGUACAGCAAUUCUUCAAUUACCUGUUUACAGAACUUAAGAAAAAUAAACAAAUUGUGUUCUGAUUAAAGACGUUAUGUAAAACUGA